AUGGCUGAAGUAGCAGAGAGCCCAACUACUCCCCCCACAGAAUUAUUAGCCUCUGGACGGCGUCACCUAGCUGUAAGAGAUUAUAGUGCUGCCGUAGAAAAUCUAGCAAAAGCUUGUGAAUUGUUGGCCAAAGAACAUGGAGAUACGGCAGACCAGUGUGCUGAAGCUUAUUUGUGGUAUGGAAAGGCAUUGCUAGGCUUAUCGAGGGAAGAAAAUGGUGUUCUCGGAGAUGGUAUGCCUGGAACAAAUAAUGAAGAUAAUGAAGAGGAUAAUGAAGAACAAGAACAGAAUGGUGAAGAAGAAGGUGAUGGUGAAAAUAAAGCAGAAUCAGAGGAGGCUGACCCUAUGGAGGCUGACCAAAGUAUUGUGGAGUCAACAACAGACGACAAAGAACCUGUGACUGAUGUGAAUGAAGCAGACCAACCAGGAACGUCCAAUGGUGAUGUGAACGAUGAAUCCAUGGCAAAUCUUGACAAUGAAGAUGAUGUUGACAAUCUUCAGCUAGCAUGGGAAAUGUUAGAUCUAGCACGCAGCAUACUAGAUCGUCGUGUACAGUCGAAUGCAGAAGCGCGGUCGCUUUUAGCUGAUGUCCAUUUGGCUUUGGGUGAAGUCGCUCUUGAAAGCGAAACUUAUGACAAAGCUGUGGUUGAUAUGCUCAGCUGCUUGGAAAUACAGAAGGAGCUCUAUAGUUGUGAUGAUAGGCGAAUCGCUGAAACACAUUAUCAAAUUGGUCUAGCCAACUCUUUAGCAUCUAACUUUGAGGACGCAAUUACCCACUUUAAAAACGCAGCUAACAUUCUAGAAUCUCGUAUCAAAUCACUAGAGAGUCCCACCGAGGAUGCCUCUAAGAAACAUUUACCAACCGACAUGUCUGCUGAAGCAGAAAUCAAAGAACUGAAGGAGCUUCUGCCAGAAAUUCAGGAGAAAAUUCAAGAUAUGAUGGACUACAAGGCGGAGACCAUCAAAAGAGUUCGCGAAGCUCUGUUUUCGACAAAUGGUGACACACAAAGCAACGGUGCUAGCUCGUCUUCCGCUGACAGUAAACCCAAACCGGCUGCGUCCGACAUCUCCCAUCUAAUCAAAAGGAAACGAAAACCCAGCGAAAGUGAAGAACCCGCUCCGAAGAAAGUUAACUCGUCUGUAUAG
Molecule: messenger RNA, 1146 nt
Organism: Leptosia nina
Lineage: Eukaryota; Metazoa; Arthropoda; Insecta; Lepidoptera; Pieridae
Source: the annotation of a GenBank genome assembly